CAUUACCUAUUCCGUGGACAGAGAAUCGCGAAGACUUUAAAGACCGUAAAUAUUGUGUGAGUCGUUAAAGAUCCAUGGUUACAUUAAUGUCGGUCGAUAAUAAGAAAAUGAAGUACACAAUGGUUCUCGUGCCACGCUUUGUGAGAAACAUAACGUUCACGGUCAAGUAAACAGUACCGCCAAGAGAAAAGUCGCCAUUUUGUUUGAGUCAACCGAGUUAUGUUUCCUGAAAGUUUUCGCUCACCCGUUGUUCUUUCCGUUGCUGUAAAGCUACUCGUACGGAACUGUAUUCUUAUAAAACUUGUUCCGCGGAAUCUUCAUGAAAACAACGUAUAUCGCGGAAAAGAUAAAAUUUCUUUAAGGAUGCAUCAUGUAACAAAUGCACUUGCUCCUUUAUGCACACACUGAGACGCUGCGCGGUUCUCGUUGCGCAACAACAAGAAGAGUAAGCAAGGCGAUAGCGUUGCAACGCGCUAAAUAUUAACGAUAAAUACUACAUAGUAAUUGUGAGCCGAUCGUGGCCGGAUCCUGGUUAUUAACGACAAGCAUCGUUCAAAAUGAUAAUGAACCCUUUACAAUUUUUUAUCACAGCGACAUUCCAUUAUGACAGUGUUCUAUUCUAAAGAAUAUUCGCAUUAAUAUUUGCUAUACAUAGUCGAUUAAACAUACCCGAUACCUUACAUAUUUUCUACUUCCAUUUCAAUAGUUUCUCCUGUGUAGUUUUCCUUGUAUAUCAGAUAUUUCUUCCCAAUUACAAAAAGUGUGACCACUGAAUUAGUUUUAUACGAUUGAACGUUAAUCAUUUUUAAACGGAAUGACGUAGCGAUCGUAGUAUCGUUAACAAAAUUGUUUAUACAAAAACACGCACACACACACACACACAUACGCAAUGCUCACAUGACUUUUAUCAUGGCGCGGGCGCGGGCGCGAGCGCGCGCGGUAAGUGUAUAUUUACAAGAUUACUCCUUGAUCAUAUAAUAUUUAUAAUAAUCAUGGUCACUCACUAUUACAAAUAAAAUGCGCAAAGAACAGUGUGAAAUGUAUACAGGAGCGCAAUAAUUACCACGUGUAUGAUAUUACUACACGAAUUGUUCGCAAAAGAGUGAGAGCAUGUGCAUACUAUUUGAAAAGUGAAAGAAAUAGGAAUGCUUUGAAAAGUAAAAAAAGAGUGGUUCAUAAAAGUUUCGCAGAAAUGGAAAAGAACGGAACUGUAGAGAACGUAAGUGUUACGGAGGCUAAAAAUGCAACAAAGAAAAACGUCCGGAAAAAAGGAAUUAUAUACUUAUCUAAUAUACCAAGGUACAUGAAUAUCACAAAAAUUCGAGAAUUGUUUUCCGUGUACGGUCAGAUAGGCAGAGUAUAUCUACAAUUAGCAGAGAAUGAAUUAGAACGAGACUCUAAGCUGAGAAAACGUAAGAAAGUUUGCACAAAGUUUUUCACCGAAGGCUGGGUUGAAUUUGAAAGUAAAAAAGUAGCUAAAUAUGUGGCAUCGAUAUUGAACAAUAAACAAAUUUCAACUAGGAAAAAGAGUAAAUUUUACGAUGUUAUUUGGAAUAUUAAAUACUUGCCAAGGUUCAAAUGGAUUCAUUUAAGCGAACGUUUGGCUUACGAGCGAGCUGUACGAAAACAAAGACUACGAACAGAGAUUGCUCAGGCCAAGAGAGAAGCGAAUUUCUUCUCCCAAAAUGUUGACAGAAGUAGGAAGUUACGUCGCAAACAAGAACGAGAUGGAAAUAACGUGUUUGUACCACCCAUGAUAAAACAAAGAGACACAGAUGCUGAAAUUAGAAGUAGAAAAGAAGAUGAAACUGCUACGGACAGAACAGGUUUUUUGAAAUCAUUGUUUGGAUAAUUAUCGAUGAGCGGCUAACCACCGUAACUUUU
Nomia melanderi (Alkali bee) is the source of this 1884-nucleotide messenger RNA. RefSeq names its product activator of basal transcription 1. Gene Ontology annotation, molecular function: RNA binding. The record is from RefSeq and is a predicted model, not a curated record. Lineage: Eukaryota; Metazoa; Arthropoda; Insecta; Hymenoptera; Halictidae. Gene Ontology annotation, biological process: endonucleolytic cleavage in ITS1 to separate SSU-rRNA from 5.8S rRNA and LSU-rRNA from tricistronic rRNA transcript (SSU-rRNA, 5.8S rRNA, LSU-rRNA); endonucleolytic cleavage in 5'-ETS of tricistronic rRNA transcript (SSU-rRNA, 5.8S rRNA, LSU-rRNA); small-subunit processome assembly. Gene Ontology annotation, cellular component: nucleolus.